Messenger RNA from Rhinocladiella mackenziei CBS 650.93, 3354 nucleotides. RefSeq lists its product as uncharacterized. Gene Ontology annotation, molecular function: protein binding. NCBI's taxonomy places the organism in Eukaryota, Fungi, Ascomycota, Eurotiomycetes, Chaetothyriales, Herpotrichiellaceae. Gene Ontology annotation, cellular component: mitotic spindle. The transcript has a single exon. The record is from RefSeq and is a predicted model, not a curated record. The coding region runs from base 1 to 3354 and encodes 1117 amino acids. Gene Ontology annotation, biological process: regulation of mitotic cell cycle; mitotic spindle organization.
AUGGGCUCCCACCCGUAUGGCCUCCGAAGCAGGCUGAACACUCAAACCCCUUCCUUGCGCACGACACCAACAGCCUCUCCAGUUCUCGCCAAACCAGGCCCUGGACUUUCUCGCAAGACCCGACCUUCAGACGUGACCCUAAAACUGGAAAGGGUCAUUGGGACUACUACGAAUAGUCCCAAUGGAUUGACCUGUUGUUCAGCUACCGAUUCGUAUGCGUACUGCGCUGGAGCCGUUGCGGUGCUUGCGAAAGUCGAGUCCGAUAACAUCCCUUCACACCGAUACUUCAAAGCUCGUCCGACUGCACCCUCCUUAAACCCUCCCACGUCUCAUUAUGAAAGUUCGCCGGCAACCACACCGUCAAAGAGGAGGUCUGCGUUAUUCACCCCACGGAAGGGCCAGGAUGAUUACAAUGGAGGCUCCUUUGGUCGGGAGUGGCUGGAGGAAUCCGGUGGCGGCCAGACAUGGACUGCCAGAGAACGGAUCAAGACUGCAUCCUGCGUCUCCCUGAGUCGAGAUGGUCGUUGGCUGGCAGUGGGAGAAUCCGGGUAUAAUCCACGGGUUCUGCUGUUUUCCACCGCUGAAGAUGCCUCCUGCGACGUCCCAACCUCCAUUGUGAGCGAUCACACUCACGGCGUGCGUUGUGUCGCCUUCAGCUCCGACAUGAAAUUCCUCGCAACCCUAGGCAAUCUGAGCGACGGUUUUCUUUUUGUGUGGUCGAUCAAUGCGAAGACAGGUCAAUUGGCACUCCAUUCUGCCAAUAAAUGUACCACAAAUAUAUGUGAUAUGACGUGGUGUGGCAACAACUUAAUCACUGUGGGCACACGACAUAUUAAAAUCUGGCAAAUUAAGGACCCCUCGAAACAAUCUCCCACCCGAAGGUCUAGGUUUCGGCCAGCUGAUAUUUACCCAUCGAGCCCCGGUCCCGCGCCUCUGCAAGGACGGAACUGUCUCUUGGGAUCCAUGGUGGACUCGACUUUUACGUGUGUCGCUUCCAUCGAUGAAACUCUCGCCGUGAUCGGUACAGAGACGGGCCAUCUUUGUUUGGUGGACAUAUCCCAAAAUAUGCUCGAGUUGAAAGUGCUAAAGAAAAUGAAUUUCUCCAUCACGUCGGCUGCAUUCGUUGCGGAAACCAAUCGACUUUUGAUGGGAACAUCCCAAGGUCUUCAUUCGGAGGAUUUUGAUAGCUUAAGGAAGCUGGAAAAUCAGAUGGCCCCGAAAACUCCCCAGCGAAAGCCUUCCCGGCUGUCGUCCAUACGACGUUCGCUAGGCUUGCUUCACCAGACUGGUCGAUGUGUGAUGGCGAUUGGUACUCUAUCAGACCAUACUAUUACGCUGGACAAUGAUGGAAGUCUGCAGAUACAACGAUAUGGCAUUGACGAGCAAGACCAGUUCCAGCCGACAUUUGCGGCGCAUAACAGCGUUGUGCUAGGCGUGCAAACUCUCCCCGAGUUAGCUGCCUUGGGCCAUUUCUACACCUGGUCCAAAAAUGGUGAAAUCAAGUUCUGGAAUUCCGAUGGCGUGCUGUUAAAUCAAGAGCAUCUUGACCUCGACGAGACCGACUCAGAUGGGGAGCAUUGUGAAAACGAAUUAAGUCGAAUGAGAUACUCGGCGAAUGUGGGAUGUUUCGUCGCUGGUGAUCGGUUUGGAUUGCUGAAGCUGAUCAAAUGUCCAGACUGGCGAGUUGUGCAUACCAUCCGGGCCCAUAGCGCAGAGAUCACAGGUAUGACGGUCCAUGAUCCCGAAUCUUUGGCGGCCACGUGCAGUAGGGAUCGAAUGGUUCAACUCUUCCGGAUUGAUGGUGACCACUUUGAACUUCUACAAACAAUGGAUGACCAUGUCGGAUCCGUGAACCAGGUAUUGUUCGCCCAGCACGGAGAGAAGUUGUUUUCUUGCUCGACUGAUCGAUCCCUGAUCAUCCGUGACCGUGUAUUCAGGCAACAAGACGGUGUCCAGACUCCAGCAUAUUUGUCCACCAAGGUCUUGACACUCAAAGGCUCUCCGUUAUCGAUGACAAUCUCGGCCGAAAAUAUGCUUAUCGUAUCGACGAUGGAUCGUCGUGUCACCCAGGUUGACUUUUCAACAGGCACUUUGAUGGACUCAUUUAAGGUGGGAGAUUCUGAGAGCGAUGACACAGUCUUCCUGAACUCUAUUAUCUGCAGCUCGUCAGAGGCCACAGAUGGUUCCCCAAGGCUCCUGAUUGGAUACUGCUCCAUGGACAAAUCUAUUCGAGUUUACAACGAGAAAAAUCUCACUCUCCUCGGUCGAGAAUCGGGCCAUACGGAAGGUGUCAGCGAUAUCAAUUUCCUCGAUCAAUCUGAGGACCAAAUCACCGGUCGUCGAUGCACGAUCGUCAGUACGGGAUUGGAUGGAACCAUCAUGAUUUGGAGUGUUUCCAAGACCCUGGCGUUGACGGCUCAGGACGCUGUACCAGAACGAACUCAAGGAUUGGGCAUCUCAGCAGAGGACUCUGAGAUGGCAAUCGCCAAACCAAGUCCUGCUUCCUUACCGCCUCUAAGAAAGGUCCUGACAAAGUUGGAUGUGGCGGAACUUACGCGGGCAAGUGGGUUGGUGUCGCCGGCCUCUCCUCGAUCAUUAUCUCCAGUCCGAUUAAAGCGGAAAACAUCCAAACUUGCUCUUUCAACGACCAUGGAAGAUGUUGAAGAAACUCCAAGCAAAAUGGGUGAAGCUCCCGUGGCUAAUGGCCCAUCACCGAGCACGGAGAAAACAGAUGCUCGACGAUCUCCCUCUCCCCCCGUUCGAAUGUCAUCCAGACCUAAGAAGCAGCGAUCUAAAACAGAGUUGAGCAAGGAUCUCGAGUCUAGAAGAACAGGGGUUUUAGACCGGUCACCGUCACCACCUCCUCUACCUAUCUCUAUGCCAUCCACACCAAAACAUCGGCAGAAACCAAACAACAGUCGAUUGAGACGACCACCAUCCGUGCCUUCGGACCUACGUUCCCACGCUCUCGCCCAAGGUCGCCGUCAAAGUAUGAGCCAGGCGUCCGAUUUUGGAAGCUUGGGAAUGGCCACAGAACAAGCGUGUCGAAUGCUAAGAACGUACAAAAAGAAACUAACACAGAGCAAGGAAGCGGUGGACCUCGAUGACCUGGAGGACGAGGUUGAUGGCCUGUUGAAGAUCAUACGGGAAAGGAAGGACAGGACGCAUCAGGGGCAGUCACGAACCCAACAUCAAGAGACAGGUGCUGCGGAUCGAAGAGCGAAGGCGAAUGCUGUGACCGCGAGUGAGGUCAAUCAGCUGGCGGUUUUGCUGGAAAGGUCAAACAUGGCUGAUUCUCCAACGACAUCGACGACGACGGCGAAAUGCCAAGAGGUCUUGUCCUCAAAAGCAUGA